AUGCUAGUGGUGGUGGAGCUUGUGGUGGUAACCACAAUUGCAACGAAGUUCACCCUCAUCUGUGUCUUCGAAUACCUACCAUUCGUACUUCCUGACGACGCCCCCCAGUGCACGGAUUAUGUGUACAUCCGGUUCUUCGUGUACUCGCGACUGGCUAACCAGGAGCCGCUUGUGUUCGAGAAGAAGAAGCGAUACGAUGGCAGGGUUAAGCUGUACUACGACGACACCACUGAAGUAUGGCGCAAGCUGAGCGACUACAAGAUCCUGGACAACUACGUGAGAAACAGCAAGCGCGUCUUCAACAACUCACGCUGGUUUCUCGGCAUGUGGGGCGCCACGUUCACCCGCCUCAUGUCAGGUCUGUGGGACGCAGACAAAUUCCGGGAAGCGCUUCAUAGCACGCUUCGGAGCCGCAACUUCAGUGCCAAGCUGAACAUCACUGACUUCGACGGGUUUGCCAUAAUCAACACCAUCAUCGCGGACACAAGGCCACUGGGCCGUGCACAGCCGUUCGGCGCAGCCUUCCGGUCAGUAAAGGAUCCGAUACUGGAACCGAACUGGGCCUACAUUCACACGGCAGCCAUUUGGCCAGGUGGACCGUCGUUGGUUCCAGAAUCAAUGGUGGCCAACAUACUCAGGGACGCCGACGUGGUGGGGAUAAGCACGAGCAAUAGCACCGACGAGAGCAACAUCAUCCUGGACCGAGCGUCGGGCAACGUCGUUCCCUACAAGGCCGCUUCUCCGCCUAACCCCAUCAUGCCAGCCGGUCCAGGCACCCGAGGAAUGCUGGACAUUCUGAAGGACUUUCCGCACUGGAAGCAGGUGCUUCAUCGCCAGAAGCUCUGCUUCUCCGUGACCUCGGCCAUCAACUACGCGCAUAGCAGCGCAGAUAACAUCGAUUUUGUCCACCCUAUCCGCUUGAAGGAGGACGUGCAACGAUUCAGCCGGCUAAGGUUCACGAAGAAGACCAGGAGGGGCAAGUACCCGGUAGAGGAAAAAGGAGGGACCUCCUAUUACUUCGACAACAAAACGCACACGCACUUUUGGCGUUUCGUUCGCAAUGACAAAUUGUUGACCUUCUUUGCGUACGACACGGGAUCGACGCUGUCAUACAAGAUGACGGAGAUGCUCAAGGCUUACGGAGAUGACAAAUGCGUUGUCUUUGACGAUUAUGGAGAAGACGCCGUGGCUGGGAGCUUCACCGUCGGUGGCAAGAGUGUUCACUUCGGGAAGUUCGAGUUGAUUUCGGCCGUGCAGGCUGCAAUGCACAAGAAAUACGGAGCGCAGUCUCCCGGAUAAAGAAGAUGACAUGAACUAAGUUCAGGCUGUACGUCACUCAGCACGCGGUAAAGAAAGUGACGUCUGGGUCAACAAGAAAUGACUAUUUCCGCGCAGUCUUCACGAGCAGUGACCGUUUUACAAUGAUACAAGAUGCCCUCUGUUUAUUGAUGUGGUCGGCAACUGCAGUUGGCCACGUCGUGGCUGCUUUGCUUUGAAUUAUUUCUCCCAAUUGCAGUCAUCAAGUCGACGUGAAUAUUUGUGUUUACUUAGUUUUUUCUUCCACUAUGAAGGCACUGAUUUUUAUCGUUACAAUGUGAUCACUUUGGCUAUGGUGUGUACAUUGCUUUUCAGAGUCGCCCACCUUAUGCCGCUUUGACAGUGUGCAUAGUUUCAUGUUUUUUCUCGUGACGCUAUGAAACAUUCGACUUCUGUGAAACGCGAUACAUUGACGACUCAUCGCGAAGUGUCGUUAACGAUUGGAACCAACACCAAAGUAUGGCUGAGCAUGCUCGAUGGGUGUGUAGACAGUGGUCCACACAACUACGCGCCAUACGGUCACAUCACGUGAAUAGUGACACUUGUAUUGUUAUCAGGUUACGAACAUAAUCACCCAUGACGUCAUUGCUUUACUGUUGACGAGCUGGACAGACUCACUUCAUCUCGCAAGUGGCAACCUGUGGCUGCGCCAUAAGGAGCGAUUUGUUUUUCUUUCUUGUAUUUUAUUUUUUCGUUAUAAUUCUUUCUCAAUACCAUCAAUUAUGUGUAUUUAUAUUGUUGGAAAACAUGGGUAUAGAAGGAUAAUUUUAUUAAUUCAAGUAUCGAUUUAGGACUCGCCCUGUCUUCCCGCGAGCCACAAUAAUUGGCUUUUGGUACUGCUGAUAAGAACGCACUUAGCGUAGGUGCGACGACAUGCAAAAUUUUGCACACGUAUAUAAGUUGGAACCUUGUUUGAGAAAGGAUCACAGAAGUGGUGAUGGUUUGAAGUGCCGUGCAGGAGAGCUGCGGUGGUUGCACGCAGACACUUUCUGACCAAAUGUGCGGAGCAGAUCACCUUUGCUGACUUAUUUACAAUAUUUGAAUAAUAAUAUUUCUCUUUCUGCUA
Messenger RNA from Dermacentor albipictus, 2383 nucleotides. The record is from RefSeq and is a predicted model, not a curated record. NCBI's taxonomy places the organism in Eukaryota, Metazoa, Arthropoda, Arachnida, Ixodida, Ixodidae.